AUGUCGUCUACCCAAGUACAGCGCGGAGGUUUAACGUGCCCCUCCCCUCAGGUGGCCGUCAGUAAUCUAUCUAUCUAUCUAUCUAUCUAUCUAUCUAUCUUUUAUCCACGUUUAUUCUGUAUUUUAAACCACCUUUUUUCGUAUUUUUAUCUAUCCUUUUCUUUCUUUCUUUCAUUUUUUCUUUCUCCUUUUUCUCCUUAUAUAUAUAUAUAUAUAUAUAUUUUUCUUUCUUUCUUUCUUUUUUCUUUCUUUCUUUCUUUCUUUCUUUCUUUCUUUCUAUUCCUAUAUCUAUCCAUCCUUUCUCUUUCUGUCAUUCUUUCUUCAUUUCUUCGUUUUCUCCUUAUAUCUAUCCAUUUUUUUCUUUCUUUCUUUCUUUUUACCCACAUUUUUACGUAUUUUAUCCACCUUUUUCGUAUUUUUAUACAUCUUUUCUUUAUUUUCUUUCUUUCUUCUUUUUCUCCUUAUAUCUUUCUUUCUUUCUUUCUUUCUAACUUUCUUUCUUUCUUUCUAACUUUCUUUCUUUCUAUCUUACUAUUCUUAUAUCUAUCCAUCCUUUAUCUUUCUGUCAUUCUUUCUCCUUUUUCUCGCUUUCUAACUUUUCUCCCUAUAUCUAUCCGUCUUUCUCUUUCUUUCUUUUUUACCCACGUUUUUUUCCGUAUUCUAUCCAACUUUUUCGUAUUUUUAUUCAUCUUUUCUUUUUUCUACAUUUUAUCAGACCAUACUUCUCUCUCUCUCUCUCUUUUCUAUCACAUUCGAUUUUUAUUUUUCUUCCUUUCUUUCGUUCUUUCUUUCUUUCUUUCUUUCUUUCUUUCUUUUUCUCCAAUGUAG
Messenger RNA from Acanthosepion pharaonis, 828 nucleotides. The record is from the annotation of a GenBank genome assembly. NCBI's taxonomy places the organism in Eukaryota, Metazoa, Mollusca, Cephalopoda, Sepiida, Sepiidae.